This is a messenger RNA of Phycodurus eques (leafy seadragon), 2628 nucleotides long. RefSeq names its product nocturnin a (gene nocta). Gene Ontology annotation, biological process: circadian rhythm. The record is from RefSeq and is a predicted model, not a curated record. Gene Ontology annotation, molecular function: poly(A)-specific ribonuclease activity. The coding region runs from base 142 to 1455 and encodes 437 amino acids. Lineage: Eukaryota; Metazoa; Chordata; Actinopteri; Syngnathiformes; Syngnathidae. The transcript has 3 exons.
GGGUGUUUGUCUGACUGGCCUAACUAUGAGUCAACCGCGAAUUCGGGGAAUCACGCUUGACUCAUUUGAAUUGGAGUUGGUAAGUUAUUCGAGGGUCACUGCCGAACUGUCGUACCGUCAAUCGUGAAAGUAAAGUGAAUAAUGAAUCCAGCUCGCCGCUGCUCAGCUCUUCUGAGCCAAGCGUGUAUUUCGAAGCUGGAGGGAAGCGCGACCGGGAGAGCAUUUUCACCGGCUUCUGCUGUUCUACCAUCGAGGUGCCAUUACCCCGGAGGGCAGACGGUCGGUCGACAGCUCCAGUCAGUUGGAGCGUCCACGACGGGUCACGACGCGUCAGUUUGUCCAAUGGGCAACAACAGCAGCAGGCUGUUCAGUGCGUUGGCCCAGACACUGAACAGCAUCCCCUUAGACCAAACGGAUGAGAAUCUGGACCAGAAAGAUGUGAUUGAGCUUGACCCAGACCAGCUGCUCAGAGAGAGUAAGGAGGCCCUGAGGAGGCGUCCGGCCAGGCCCCACAGAGAUCUGAUAUAUCCUAAGGAGGCGCUACCUUGCCGCCACAAGCUCGGGCCCUCCGUACGAGUAAUACAGUGGAACAUACUCGCACAAGCACUUGGUGAAGGGAAGGAUGGAUUUAUUCGGUGUCCUCUUGAGGCCCUCAACUGGAAGGAAAGGAAGUACUUGAUCCUGGAGGAGAUCCUUACCUACCGUCCUGACAUUGUUUGUCUUCAGGAAGUUGACCAUUACUAUGACACUUUCCAGCCAAUAAUGGCCAGCCUUGGUUACCAUGGUAGCUUCUUGGCAAAACCCUGGUCUCCUUGUCUUGAUGUAGAGCAAAACAAUGGUCCCGAUGGUUGCGCAUUGUUCUACCGCCGCUCACGCUUCUCGCUACAGACUACAAUUAAUUUGCGGCUGUCAGCAAUGAUGUUACCCACCAACCAGGUAGCCAUUGUGCAGAUACUGAACUGCCGCUUAACAGGCCAACAACUUUGUGUGGCUGUCACACAUCUGAAAGCCCGAAGUGGCUGGGAGAGGCUGAGGAGUGCACAAGGUGCUGACCUGCUACAGAGCCUACAAAGCAUAACUUCCAAGACCAGAGGCAGCCGAGUGCAGUCGGGAGGGACUAAUCCUCUGGUGGUGUGUGGAGAUUUUAAUGCAGAGCCUUCAGAGGAUGUUUACCGUCGCUUCAGAUCCUCCCCUCUUGGCUUGGACUCCGCUUACAAGCUGUUGAGCACUGACGGACAGACAGAGCCACCGUACACCACCUGGAAGAUCCGCUCGAACGGAGAGAGCUGCAGUACGCUUGAUUAUAUCUGGUAUACGCGUAAUGUUUUGAGUGUGGACUGUCUGCUAGACAUUCCUACUGAAGAGCAGAUAGGUCCAGACCGCCUGCCCUCUUUUCACUACCCCUCAGACCAUUUAUCACUGCUUUGUGACAUCAGCUUCAGGGAGGCACUUUAACAUAGGCUUAAAAUCACAGAAACACCGGAAAUAUUGAGAGGAGAACGAUCAUAUAACGCAACAGAAAUUUGUCACUGUCACAUGAACAAUGAAAAGUCAGUUAGGCAUCUUACAAUCUGCAGCGGUUGGGUAAAAAUAAAGAAAAAAGAAAUCCAAGCACACAAUUAUCAAAAGACACUUCGUUACUGAAGAGACAACAGACCAAAUCUUGAAGCUGGAGUAGUGAUUCUCAACCAGUGUGCCGUGGGAAAUUAUAAAACUUUACAGAAUUGCUCAAAGAAAAAAAAAAACUAUUUACAAGAAAUAAUGUAUCUUCGUUCAUCUAUUUAUGCCAGUGAGUCACAGUGACAGACAGAACAAAUAAAUGCUCUUCUAUUCGGUGGCAGGAAGUACAUACAGUGAUGUAUCCACUUUUUGUGAGAUUUUUCAAUUGUAAAAUAUGUGCCUUAGCUCCAUAAAAGUUGGACAUCACUGAACUUGAGAAAGUGAAUCUGCUGCUUUGGUUCUCGUUGUUGUGAAGAAUUGCUUAGGGCUGCACCUUGAAAACAGGAUUUGAGCAGAAACACACAAACGGUAGCCAAAGUAGGCAUCUAUCACUGCCAUUGUCGAUUCAAAUACAAUUUCAAUUUAUAAUGAAGUUAUUUUGUGGAAGUGAAAUUUUGUCAGGUCUUAAAGUUAAAUGAAAUGUUAGUGGUUAAUAUGACGUGGAUUAAGACUCCAAAAUGUCAUUCUCAAUGAACAUUUUUGAAAUGACAGUAUGGUGGUUAAGGGCUUGUGAAAGCAACUGGAGUUAUUGUUUCCAAUAUGCUCACAACCUCAAUCUUAAAUCUUAUUUAUUUUUUGUAUUCAUCCAUUAAUUGUGUGACCUUUCCAGAAUAACGUUAAUAAAUCGCAUUGAAGUGCUAAAUGCAUGAUCUUUGUUGACUUAAACUUGCUAAAUAUCAGAAAAACUUUGCACCUAUUCCUUAUUAACAUACAAGCAAUAGUUAUUUUUUACUUUUCUCUUUGUGUUGUAUCAUUCACUAAUACACUUAACUUAUUAUGCCCAUUGUGUCUUUGUUUCAGUUUUGCUUUCAGGAGAGACAAGAAGGUUGCCCAAAAAUGUGGUUGUCAUUAAUGAUGUACAUCCUGUUUCAGACUGGAAUUUGUAGUUAUUAAAACAUUGGGCAAGGA